AUGGGGUCUAAUAAUAACAAUAACAAUAUAUGUAACGUCAUCCCACUGAUGUCUUGGUUAUUAUUAUUAUUGUUAUCAUCAUUAAACGUUGCACGAGGAUUGGAUCGAGACUCAUUGGAUUCAUAUAUUCAUGAAUAUUCAAUCAAGAAUAUGUCGAAACGAUAUACGGGUAAAUUGUAUGAUAUUCCCCUUCCUACAAAUUUUUCAGGCAUGGAAAGUUCAAUUGUUCGUCUUAGAAGUUCAAGUUUUUGGAGAAGAGGGGCUAAUUUUAGCUUCUUUAAAAUCCCACACAGAGUAUUACCAUGGCCUUUUGUUAAGAGAUUUGAUAUAAUUUAUGAAAAUCUUGGGAAUUUGUCGUCCAAAUACUAUGAUGUUACAAAUUACACAUUUGUAACACCUGUUAUAGGCUUUUUAGCAUAUGAUGCAAGAAGAAGCAGAGAAAAUUAUGGAAUGGUUGAGCUCAAUACCAUGGAAAAUCACAUUUUGAUUCAUUUCCCUCCAAACAACGACUACAACAAGGAUAACAAGAAUGUGAAAUGUGUUAGAUUUGUCAAAAAUGGAACGAUAGAGUUCAGUAAUGUUACAAUGAACAACACAUGUAUGUCGCGAGGACAAGGACAUUUCGCGAUAGUGGUUCCUUCAUUGAAGCCAGAGGAGGAGGAAAAGGGAAAAUGGAAAUGGUGGGUAAUAGGAUUUGGAGUAGGAAUUGUUGGAUUAAUAUUGUUGAUUGUGAUGGGAAUUUUGAUAUACAAAUGUGUUAGGCUAAAAAAGAGAGGUAAUAUGGAGAGACAAUCUGAAAAAAGUGAGGCUUUGGAUGAUGUUUGGGUUGGGAAUAGCAGAAUGCCUUCUGCUUCAGGUAUCAGAACUCAACCAGUUCUUGAAAAUAGUUAUGUUCCUUGAUUCUAUUUUCUUUUCAACUUUA
Solanum verrucosum is the source of this 922-nucleotide messenger RNA. RefSeq lists its product as uncharacterized. NCBI's taxonomy places the organism in Eukaryota, Viridiplantae, Streptophyta, Magnoliopsida, Solanales, Solanaceae. The record is from RefSeq and is a predicted model, not a curated record. The transcript has a single exon. Gene Ontology annotation, cellular component: membrane. The coding region runs from base 1 to 900 and encodes 299 amino acids.